AUGGACAACGAUCUCAUAGAGCAACGCCUCACCACUUCCCUCUUUCUCCUCUCUCUCCCUGCCAGAUACAUCAAUGAAGAACCUUGCUGUGGUAACAUGACGUCGACACCGGAGACGGCGAUGGAUUUCCUGGCAAUCAGCGACUAGUAGAGGGCCUGUCGAACCCCGACGGGAGCAGCGUCUCGUAUCAAACCUACUUCGAUAGGUGGCAACCUGUUGGCAACCACACGAUACCGAGCGUUGUGGGGGAGGACCGAUCUUGAGCGAGAGAGCCCGGCCCUCGAGAUGCGGCAGUAGCGACAAAAAGGAACACUUCGGACCGGAUAGUCGUAUUGGCCGUGCUACAAGCUCACUCGAGGAUAUGAUGAUGGCAUGAUGCCGGCUUCGUGUCAGUUCGAUGCGGGCUAGUCCCUUCGCAGCGCCGUCUUCUGGCGGCUCGCUCUCAGCGCGUUUCCUUGCUGUGCUAUGGCAAUACAUUGACUUGUAAGGAAGUUAGUGGUGAGAUAUGAAGGAAUAGGCGGCUAGCCUCGCUCUCGAACACCAAACCCAGUACUUCGAAGUAUGCUUCAGCAUGGCGAGGGUUGCGAGGCGUCCAGUAGUUUCCAGUCUGGCGGCUUUGCCUCUCACUUCCAGCGGUAGUAAAGCUGGUGCGCGAAAUCGCAAACGGUGUUGUUGGAUGUUUUUCCCUUGGUUUCCUGUGGAUGUUUCGUGCAUUGCUUUUGUGGGGGUGUGGUUGCAGUUGCCCCCCUCUCCCUUCGUCGUGUACGCUCGGCGCGGAAACCAGGAAAACGUGGCUGUAGAACCAAGGGGAGCAGGUGACGUCAUCUAGCCGCUUUGGAAAGCAGUAUUUAGUUCAUUGCAAACACGAACCGCUUGUUAUGUAGGCGUCGUGAUUGCGUAGGCGCAGCGAUGGAUUUCCGUGCCUUGUACGGAUUGUACGGGACCAGGUCCAUUUUGAGAAGCCUCCCGCCAGAUCCACCCGUCAGCCACAUCCGUUAAGCAUUGGUUUCGUCCAGUGUCGCGAGCCUUCGUAACCUAAGUUACUGUUCGCGGUCGUGCGCUCUCUUUGCGCUGUUGGAGGUGGAGGGUAUUUUGAGGCCAGUUGAUCUCAGUUGUUCUCGUUGUGAUUGCCCGUCAUGUCGUGUAAGAGGGAUACGAUAGUAUUUCUGUGAUGUCAUGUAUAUUUUCUAGAUAAACAGCGGUAUGACAGGGGUUGAGGUGUUGGCCCUCCCUCAUGGAAGGCGUGCUCGAUGGAAGGCGUGCUCGACUUGCGCUUUAUCGGAACAAUUGACGCCAAUGCAUUGCAGGAACGUAGGAACAUGUUGGACCGAAUUUGUCGUGUUCCUGCAAACAUGUUGUGUCUGGCUGUCGUUCUAUCCUUCCGGUUGCCGUUGUGGAAAAUUGUGAAGGAACUUCCUGGCGCAUGGUCUUAAACUUGGGCUGAAUCGCUGAGCGUGGCUGGAAUAGACGUUUGGGUGUUUGUCUUCUUCCUCUGGUGGUCCAGAGUUACCACGUGUUGCAUAAUAUUUCGGCAUGCCGGCCACCUAUAUAAUGUGCCGUGUUUUCGGGCAGCGUUUGUAUUGCUGUAUGGUUUUGAACGUCCGUAAACAAUUUUUGAAACGAAGGUCAUUUUUUGAUGUCUGAUACCGUUCGCACGAUGUCUGUUUUUAGUCCCCGAACCAUGGACGAUGGAACAGUUGUAUUUCGUUUUGCUUUUUUCUCAUUGUUGGUGCAACUGUCGACUCCGAACCGCAUGUGUCACAUCCAC
Molecule: messenger RNA, 1768 nt
Organism: Ectocarpus sp. CCAP 1310/34
Lineage: Eukaryota; Phaeophyceae; Ectocarpales; Ectocarpaceae
Source: the annotation of a GenBank genome assembly